Messenger RNA from Adelges cooleyi (spruce gall adelgid), 3768 nucleotides. RefSeq lists its product as uncharacterized. The record is from RefSeq and is a predicted model, not a curated record. Bases 1384 to 3315 code for a protein of 643 amino acids. Lineage: Eukaryota; Metazoa; Arthropoda; Insecta; Hemiptera; Adelgidae. The transcript has 2 exons.
UUCUACUACUAUAACCAUACGGCGAUGACAAUCCCUAUAUGGUCAUUCAUCUAAAAUAACUCCUUAUUUAGACUUAAGUACUAUUAUACUUUACAUCUCUGCGUUCUGCAUAUGACGACAUCCAGGAGUCCAACUAUCACCGUCCAGGGCCGACCGACCACUAUAAGUAACCACAGAGAACAGGGCUAAUUGGUCAGAUGUCGUCCAGCGCUCAACAGCUCUACGAUCUGUUUACGAGACCUAUUGUCCAUACUUAACUGUUUUACAUUGUGUUGUUAAUCGUUUCUUAUUUUAACAUACGUAUUAAAAGUUAUUACUAACUUUGUUUGUUAAAAUUCUGUUCUGCCUACCCUCUUCCAUCCUCACACGGCCUCCAGGCAUAACAGUGGUGUCAGAAAUCUCGACCUCUACCCUCAACUACAACACACAUUUUCAAAGGACUCUUUGGACGGCUCUCUCCAAAUUUUCGACCACUCAACCUUCAACUUCAACGCCGCUACGAUGUCUUCUAUCGAACUGAAUUUCAUUGUCAUCGACUUGGAGUUCAUGAAUUUGAACCCAGAAGAACGAGUUCUCGUCUCGGGAGCCAUAGCGAACUCGUUGGAUAGGUUUGAUAUAGUUCACCUUACCGGAAAUCCUAUUGUAAUCAAUAAACGGGGGUACACUAGACCUCUUGAAUUAUCCACUGAAUACCCCGAAUUUGUGAGGGAAUGCCAACGGAUUUUCGGCAAGACCGAGACAUCCACUAACGAACGACUAUACCCAUUACUUGCCGAACUAUAUGACAGUAUACACGAACCCCUUAACAACCUUAACCCGGAAUACAUAAAAUCUUAUAUCACUAAACGGGGGGACGCUUCCUUUAUCGUUCUUUGGAGUGGGGAUACUGAUAGGACCAUUUUAACCCAGUUAGGGAUACAUUUCACAAUGCUUAACUUAACAGCCAGAGACCUUUCCAAUACAGGGACAUACACUUUAACUCUAACAAAUUUCACGACACGUAGAACGCUAUUCUCUAUAGAACUCGGUCCAGUGGUUACCGCAAAAGGGAAUGUAUUAAGUCUAUAUCACACACAUUCCGUCUUUUGUGGUAGGGGACAUUCUAACUGUAUACAUCCACACCACCCGAUUACAGACCUACAAUGGACUAGGUGCAUAUUUGACAGAUUAGUUAGGAAAAUGACAUACAAACGACUAUGUGCCGAACUAACAAACUCACAUUAGCUACUUCUCUACUUCUUUUAACACAAGAUUCUAAAGUACAUAUGCAUAAAUACGUACGGAUACAACUUCGUCUAAACACGAUUAUCUACAAUAUUCACAGACCAGUUGCUUUAUAAUCGAACAUUGUUAUUAUUAUAAAAUGAUUUAAUACAUUACAGAAUGUUUUGGAUCACAACCCUUCCAGCGUUUUUUGUUCAUACACAAGCCACGCUGAUAACUGAUACCAAGUUCGAAUCAGGACUUUACUAUGAACAUCAAGGGAUAUUGAAAAUAUCGAAUGACCGAUGGAAACUAGUGACAUAUUAUGAUUUCAGUAAUUACAUUACAAACGCUCAAACACUAACAAACAUCACAGUGGAAACUGAUAAAUUAUGUACUUUCAUCGACACAUUGGGUAGUCAUAGUAACAAGACCUAUAGUUCUUUCUGCACUGCUAUGAGUGCGAAACAAAAACUUACAAAAACUAACAUAGAUAUCCGAAGGGAAGCAUUAUUAGAUGUAGUAGGGUAUAAUCCCAGCUACAAACACUUUUCUAAACGCUCGAUUACUAAUACUAUAAAAAACAUAGCACACGUUCUAUUCGGAGUAUGUGACGCUCUAUGUUCAGAUACUAACUUAGGUCACAUACAGAAUAUACAUAACUCAGAAAAUCAACAAUUAGAUGUGCUAGAUAAACAAAUAAAAAUCAUUAAAUCUGGUAUGACAUCCUUACACACUUUAACUAAAAAUCUUAAUGAUAAUACUCAAGUAAUUUCUAAACAAUUGGAUAAAAUAAAUCAAAGUUUGACCAAUAUAGCGACACUUAAUGAAAUAGGCUUUGCCGUUACACAGCAGUUUCUAUUAUUAAACGCUUUAACGGACCAGUACGAUUCUGAUACAAACUUGUUGUCUGAUUUAAUACACGCCGCACAGGUAGGACAAAUACAUUCGAGUAUUAUAACACCCAGUGAACUUUUAGACACUCUAAAAGACAUAAAAGUACAUUUACCAAAAUCAACUGACUUACCUGUAGGUUUCACCACCGCCGAUGUUGGUGAGUUACUAAAGAUUUCUGAGACAACUAUAUUUUCAAAGGACCAAACUAUUGUAUUUGUAAUUGAUAUACCAAUUGUAAACCAAAUCGAACUAAACUUAUACAAUUUAAUACCUUUACCCAAACAUGUUACUAAUGAUAAAUAUAUUUACAUUGAUUCUAAUUAUGACUAUAUUGCUGUUAGCAAAAGUAAAGACUAUUAUACAACUUUUAACAACCUACAAAUAUUACAAUGUAAACGUACUAAAAACUUUAUCCUAUGCCCGCAAUACCAACCGUUACACCCUAAAUCUAUGAAACCUAUUUGUGAAAUUGAAUUGUUUUUUCAACCACCUAAAUUACCUUUGGAUUGUAAAAUAAAAUAUUUUGAAUUAGACACUAGUAUUUUUCACAAAUUACUUUUUAAAAAUUCUUGGUUAUAUAUUACCAGGGAAGAAAAUAUUUUAUUAACUUGUAAUGAAAAUAUAGAAACCAGUAACACCCGUAUCCAUGGGGUAGGAUUAAUACAUAUACCCAUUAAUUGUAAAGCAUAUUCCAAUCAGGAUGUGCUGAUUCCAAAUAUAAUUAAUGAGAAUAUUGAUUACAUUGAUUUUGUACCACAGAUUAAAAUUACUAAUACUAGUUAUACGGAUAAGUUAAAUAUUUUAAAUGUAAACAAAUUAUUGACAGACCAUGUAUUAACUAACAAACUUAAUGAUGUGAAACGUAUAUCUGAAUCAUUAUUAAAUGUACCUGAUAAACUUAAUCAGAAAGAUUUUCAAUACAAUGUAAUAACUAAUACUAGAAGACAUGACAUGUUGUUAUACACCAUUUGUACAAUAAUUAUACUUUAUUGUCUGUAUUUUGUUUCAACCCUUGUGACAAGACUUUUCCCAUGUAAUAACAGAAUAUACAAUUUUUGCUCUGAGUCUGUUACUAGGCCAACCAAUACUGACGGAGUUGGACAACCGCUUUCUACAACGGACCCUACCAAUUUUGAAGAUGUUGAACUUCAACCAAGAGUGACAGCUCAUCAUAUCGCAACCAGGGACGUUUUACACUAUCCACCACUAUACUAAAGAGGACAUCCGACAAAAUAUGCCUCUUUACUUAAGGAGGGGCGUGUGACGCAAAGAGCCUUCACGUCCAUUCUACUGCUAUAACCAUACGGCGAUGACAAUCCCUAUAUGGUCAUUCAUCUAAAAUAACUCCUUAUUUAGACAUAAGUACUAUUAGACUUUACAUCUCUGCGUUCUGCAUAUGACGACAUCCAGGAGUCCAACUAUCACCGUCCAGGGCCGACCGACCACUAUAAGUAACCACAGAGAACAGGGCUAAUUGGUCAGAUGUCGUCCAGCGCUCAACAGCUCUACGAUCUGUUUACGAGACCUAUUGUCCAUACUUAACUGUUUUACAUUGUGUUGUUAAUCGUUUCUUAUUUUAACAUACGUAUUAAAAGUUAUUACUAACUUUGUUUGUUAAAAUUCUGUUCUGCCUACCCUCUUCCAUCCUCACACGGCCUCCAGGCAUAA